Messenger RNA from Zingiber officinale, 1711 nucleotides. RefSeq names its product rhodanese-like domain-containing protein 7. The coding region runs from base 9 to 1481 and encodes 490 amino acids. The record is from RefSeq and is a predicted model, not a curated record. The transcript has 5 exons. NCBI's taxonomy places the organism in Eukaryota, Viridiplantae, Streptophyta, Magnoliopsida, Zingiberales, Zingiberaceae.
GACAUUAGAUGGAACCCUCUUCUUCUGCUCCAGUGGCGAAACGCUACCUCAUGUCAUCUUCGCCGCCGCUCGCUUUCUCCACCGGCAUCCAUUGCAGAGGCGCCACAGCCGCCGCCACCGCUCUACUAAGACUGUUCUCUCGCAUGUCAUCAGGCGGCACCUCUAGCCAUGCUAGAUUACCUUUCGCCGUGGCUGCGGAGGCUGAGAAAACCCUGAACCCUUACCUGCAGCACCACCACCACCUUAGCCUAUCCAGCACUAGCCAAUUUCUUCCUAAUCCUAAGUUCUUCCAGAUUUCAGCUCCUCGUAUUACCGUGGGGGUUUCCGGGCGGAGCAUGUCGAGGUCUGUUUCGAGCAUCUCCUCUGAGGCGGCGGAUGGUUCAGCUCCUCCUCUCGUUGUUCUUUCCUUUUAUAAAUUUGCAGAUUUUCCGGAUCAUGCCACAAUGCGGAAGCCGCUGAAAGAGCUUUGCGAGGAUGUGCGUGUUUCAGGAGGUAUCAUACUUGCACCAGAAGGAAUCAAUGGCAGCAUAUGUGGCACUCCAGAAUCUGUGGAGAAGGUUUUGAACUUUAUUCAGGCUGAUGAGCGGCUAAGAGGCCUUAGAUUAGUAGAGUCACCUGUUAGCCCUGAGGAUGAGGCUAUCCACCAUGGACACACUAGCGAUUCCCCUCUCGGAGCAGGGGAAGAUGCACCUUUUCGCUGGGACCAUGUUAGAGUCAAGCUGAAGAAAGAGAUCGUAACUUUUGGAGAUCCAAGAAUAAGGCCUACUAAGAUGGUGGGUCGGUAUGUAAAUCCACAGGAUUGGAAUGCUUUGAUAAGUGAUCCUGAUAUUAUGGUGAUUGAUGUCCGUAAUACCUAUGAAACUCGAAUUGGAAUGUUUAGAAGAGCAGUUGAUCCAUGCACCACAGCAUUUCGGGAGUUCGCAUCUUGGAUUGACAAUCAAUUUCAAUUUCCUGAAUCAGAUGGCAAGUCGGACUCAGUUUUGGGCAGCAACUUUGAACUGAAUGAGAUUCAAAGUCUAGAAUCUAAGAGAUUACCUCGUGUUGCAAUGUACUGCACAGGUGGAAUAAGAUGUGAAAAGGCUUCAAGUUUUCUUCUUAGCAAAGGUUUCAAGGAGGUUUAUCAUUUGGAAGGAGGAAUUUUGAAGUAUCUGGAGGAAGUUCCAAAGGAAGAAUCCCUGUGGGAGGGUGAAUGCUUUGUGUUUGAUAAACGAGUUUCUGUGGAACAUGGAUUAGCCCAAGGAACAUAUAAACUGUGUUAUGGGUGCAAGAAACCUGUGAGCGAUGCAGACAUGGAAGCUCCAGAAUGGGAGUACGGUGUCUCUUGCCCUUUCUGCUUCUCAAUGAAAUCAGCUGAAGAGAAAGAUAGAGCAAGGGCCCGACAAAGACAAUUCAAGGCAUGGGGGAUCAUCGGCGGUCCAGAUAAAGGUCGCCGGAAGGUUGCUAUGCCCGAUAACAAUAAGCUCCUUUCUGGCUCAGUCUAGUGCCUUUUUCUUGAUCAAAAGUAUCUUAUGGUAGCUUUCAUUGUAACUGUAGACCUAUCGAAAGUCUUUGAUCCAUUUUGUGUACACAAGACAGAUAGCCAAUGUUUUUUUUUUCUUUAUUGAUCUGGUGUAACUACUCUAUCCACAUCUACAUGUGGAAAAGCCUUCUGCCAAACUAAUUUUGUCAUUCGUCUACCUAAAAAACUUAGUCGGUUGCCCAACUGGCCAAA